Messenger RNA from Rhagoletis pomonella (apple maggot), 1573 nucleotides. RefSeq names its product ephrin type-A receptor 4a-like. Gene Ontology annotation, molecular function: protein binding; transmembrane-ephrin receptor activity; ATP binding. Gene Ontology annotation, biological process: protein phosphorylation; axon guidance. Gene Ontology annotation, cellular component: neuron projection. The record is from RefSeq and is a predicted model, not a curated record. NCBI's taxonomy places the organism in Eukaryota, Metazoa, Arthropoda, Insecta, Diptera, Tephritidae. The transcript has 7 exons. The coding region runs from base 61 to 1278 and encodes 405 amino acids.
UUUAUGUUGAGUAAAUUCUCGUUUAUCAGUAGUUUUUCUGUUUAAAUUUUAGUUCAUGCUAUGGAUACCACACCAAUCGUUAAAACCAUUCAGUCAAAUGUGACAACACCCCUCUUUGGCAACAGUCGCAGUUACGUAGACCCACAUACGUACGAAGAUCCUAAUCAAGCUAUUCGUGAAUUUGCUCGAGAAAUUGACGCGAAUUAUAUAACAAUUGAAGCUAUAAUUGGUGGAGGCGAGUUCGGAGACGUAUGUCGUGGUCGUUUAAAAAUACCUCCUAACUUCGUUCAAGACAUAGAUGUUGCCAUAAAAACGCUUAAACCAGGGUCGUCUGAAAAGGCUCGAUGUGACUUUUUGACAGAAGCAUCAAUUAUGGGGCAAUUUGACCACCCAAACGUUAUAUACCUUCAGGGAGUUGUGACGCGCUCCAAUCCUGUAAUGAUUAUUACUGAAUACAUGGAAAAUGGGAGCCUGGAUACGUUUUUGCGAGUCAAUGAUGGCAAAUUUCAGACGUUGCAGCUUAUCGUAAUGCUACGUGGCAUUGCUAGCGGUAUGUCUUACCUUAGUGACAUGAAUUACGUCCAUCGCGAUUUGGCAGCUCGAAAUGUACUUGUUAAUGCUCAACUUAUAUGUAAAAUAGCAGAUUUUGGACUAUCACGUGAAAUAGAGAAUGCCAGUGACGCAUACACAACGCGGGGUGGGAAGAUACCAGUUCGUUGGACAGCGCCUGAAGCUAUUGCUUUUCGUAAAUUUACAUCAGCGUCAGAUGUAUGGUCAUAUGGUGUUGUUUUGUGGGAAGUUAUGUCGUACGGUGAGCGACCGUACUGGAACUGGUCAAAUCAGGAUGUUAUAAAAAGUAUAGAGAAGGGCUAUCGACUUCCGGCACCCAUGGAUUGCCCUGAAGCAUUAUACCAGUUAAUGCUUGAUUGUUGGCAAAAACAACGCACCCAUCGACCAACAUUUUCAAGUAUAGUAUCAACAUUAGACAAUUUAGCUCGACAACCUCAAGCGCUGCUGACAACAAGAAAUUCCCCAGAAAAUGAUGGAACACAUAUCUUAGAAAGUCAACGUGGUCACAACAUAUUUAUAAGUACAGACUUGUGGCUGGAGAACAUUAAAAUGUCCCGAUAUUCACAGCAUUUUAAAGAGGCUAAUUUGGUGACUGCCCAACAGAUCUCCCGGUUAACGGCUCAACAACUAUCUGAUAUGGGUAUAACCUUAGUAGGGCAUCAAAAAAAAAUUCUACAUCAGGCCAGGCAGUUGGAUACUAUAAUUUAAGAUUAUUAAUAUUGUAUUUGUAGACUCGAAUCAGUGUAAAUAUGGCAUUAUUAUGAAAAAUAUCGUUUAAAAUAAUAAGUUCACUUAUUGUAAGUAUUAUAAUGUUAGAAGAAUUCUCGUACUAUGGGUUUUUUCAACCACUUUCUAAGAAACAAAUUAAUUUAUUUCUCGCACAUAGUCCUCAAAAAUCGAUUCACACCGCAAAUAUUGAUUAAAAUUUCUUAUAUAUCUUAAACAAGUUAUUAUUAAAAAUAAACACAUUUGCGAGGAGUCAAAAGACUUGCAACUACCAUUA